AUGGUUUAUGAGGGUUAUGUUGGAGAAAAUGCUUCUUCAUCAUCAUCAUCAUCAAGGUCCUCAUCGGAAUCGGAAUCCGCUGCAUCAGCAUCGGCAUCCGCAUCGGCACCCCAAGAUCAAGAAUUAGGGUUUAGGAUCGAUCUUGAUUGGACGGCUGGUGAUGAUGAAGAUCAGGUGGCUUUGAGGCUGCAAUCGCAGAUAAUGGUAGCUCUGCCAAUGCCUCAGGACUCGGUGGUCGUGGAAUUGAAGGCGGGGAAGGAGGUUGAAGGCAAUGUGGGUGUGGAUAUGAAGGUUUUGAAGCGGAGAGAGCCGCUUAGGGCAGUGAGGUUGAUGAGGGUUGGGGGUUCUGGGCAGCAGAGUGAAGGAAUUGGAGUGCUUACGAGGCUGUUGAAGUCAAAUUUUGUGCCGCCGGGGGCAGCGGCAGGGACUUCUUUGUCUGGGAGUGGUGGAGAUGGGGUGGUGGGUUUUGCUAAUCAUUGGAUGAGUGUUGUUGUGGUAAACCUCAAUGGUUGUGGAUUGUCGGUAUUGCCAGUAGAGUUAACUCAGCUGCCACUUCUUGAGAAGCUAUACCUUGAUAACAACAAGCUUUCAGUUUUGCCAUCUGAGCUAGGCAAUCUGAAAAAGUUAAAAGUUCUCAGGGUUGACAACAAUAUGCUGGUUUCAGUACCUGUUGAAUUGAGACAAUGCAUUGGACUCGAGGAAUUAUCAUUGGAGCACAACAAGCUUGUCCGACCUCUUCUUGAUUUCAGGGCUAUGUCCGAGUUACGUGUUCUUAGACUGUUUGGUAAUCCCCUUGAAUUCCUUCCUGAAAUUUUGCCAUUACACAAACUUCGCCACUUGUCUCUGGCGAACAUCAGAAUAGUAGCUGAUGAAAAUCUAAGAUCAGUGAAUGUGCAGAUAGAGAUGGAGAACAGUUCUUACUUUGGUGCAUCUCGACACAAACUGAGCGCCUUCUUCUCUCUUAUAUUUCGUUUUUCUUCUUGCCAUCACCCACUCAUAGCAUCUGCUCUUGCGAAGAUAAUCCAAGACCAAGGAAACCGUGUAUUUGUUGGCAAAGACGAGAAUGCUGUCCGGCAGCUCAUAAGUAUGAUAAGUAGUGAUAAUCGCCAUGUGGUUGAACAAGCAUGCUCGGCUCUUUCAUCUCUUGCUGCUGAUGUUUCUGUGGCAAUGCAGUUGAUGAAAUCAGACAUCAUGCAACCAAUUGGGAUUGUGUUGAAAUCCGUUGGCCCUGAAGAACUAAUUUCUAUGUUGCAAGUUGUUGUCAACUUGGCUUUUGCAUCUGAUACUGUGGCUCAAAAGAUGUUGACCAAGGAUUUACUGAAAUCAUUGAAAUUGUUAUGUGCCCAUAAAAACCCAGAGGUCCAAAGGUUAGCUUUAGUAGCAGUUGGAAAUCUAGCCUUUUGCUUGGAGAACCGUCGUACACUUGCUACUUCUGAAAGUUUGCGGGAACUUCUUUUACGGCUGACAGUUGCAUCUGAGCCACGUGUCAAUAAAGCUGCUGCUCGUGCUUUGGCAAUUCUUGGAGAGAAUGAGAUUCUGCGGCGCGCCAUUAGAGGGAGACCUGUUCCAAGGCAAGGAUUGCGUAUACUUUCGAUGGAUGGGGGUGGUAUGAAAGGUAUGGCAACUGUACAGAUGUUAAAAGAAAUCGAGAAAGGAACUGGGAAACAGAUACAUGAGGUCUUUGACCUUAUAUGUGGCACAUCAACGGGUGGUAUGCUUGCUGUUGCUCUUGCAAUCAAACUAAUGUCCCUGGAAAAAUGUGAAGAAAUAUACAAAAAUCUCGGAAAACUUGUCUUUGCUGACCCUGUGCCGAAGGAUAACGAAGCAGCAACUUGGAGAGAGAAGUUGGACCAGCUUUACAAAAGCUCAUCGCAAAAUUUUAGAGUUGUUGUACAUGGAUCUAAACACAGUGCUGAUCAGUUUGAGAGAUUGCUGAAGGAGCUGUGUGCUGAUGAGGAUGGUGAUCUCUUGAUAGAGUCGGCAGUGAAAAACAUUCCCAAAGUUUUUAUAGUAUCAACUCUGGUCAGCAUGGCGCCAGCUCAACCUUUUAUAUUCCGCAAUUACCAGUACCCUGCUGGCACACCAGAGAUACCUUUUGCAGUUUCAGAAGGUUCAGCAACUAGUGGCCUAGGAACCACUAAUGCCAGUCCUCAGGUUGGAUACAAACACAGUGCUUUUAUGGGAAGUUGUAAGCAUCGCAUAUGGAAAGCUAUAAGAGCAUCAUCAGCAGCUCCAUAUUAUCUUGAUGAUUUCUCUGAUGAUGCGUAUCGGUGGCAAGAUGGUGCUCUUGUAGCAAAUAAUCCUACCAUAUUUGCCAUACAAGAAGCUCAACUAUUAUGGCCAGAUACAAAAAUUGACUGUUUAGUUUCCAUUGGAUGUGGUUCAGUUCCAACUAAGGUUCGGAGGGGUGGAUGGCGUUAUUUGGAUACUGGUCAAGUGUUGAUUGAGAGUGCGUGCACAGUGGACCGGGUGGAGGAAGCUUUAAGUGCAUUGCUUCCAAUGCUUCCUGAAAUACAUUAUUUUCGUUUCAAUCCAGUGGAUGAACGGUGUGGUAUGGAGAUGGAUGAGACUGAUCCUACAGUCUGGCUGAAGUUAGAGGCUGCAACAGAGGAGUACAUCCAAAACAACUCUUCUGCAUUCAAGAGUGUUUGUGAAAGACUGCUGCAGAAUCAGCAUGAUGAAAAGUGUUUGAAUGCCAAGGCUACAAAUGCUGCUAUAGUGCUAAAUGAGAAAAGCCCCUCUUUGGGUUGGAGACGUAAUGUGUUACUUGUGGAAGCUUCUCAUAGUCUUGAUUCAGGAAGAGUUUUUCAUCAUGCUCGGUCACUAGAGACAUUCUGUAGUCAAAAUGGAAUUAGAUUGUCUCUUAUGAAUGGGAUAUCAGGAACUUUCAAGUCUGUACCUGGUAAAAAAGUCCCAACACCAUUUUCAUCACCUCUGUUCACUGGGAGCUUUCCAUCAAGCCCACUUCUAUACAGUCCCGAUCUUGGUCCUCAGAGGAUUGGUAGAAUAGAUUUGGUUCCACCUUUAAGCUUGGAUGGACUUCAAUCUGGAAAAACAUUUUCUUCACCACCCGAGUCUCCCCCGGUACCCAGGCAGCUCUCUUUGCCUGUCAAAUCAUUGCAUGAGAAAUUACAGAAUUCACCACAAGUUGGAAUUGUACACUUGGCUUUGCAGAAUGACACAAGUGGCUCAAUAUUAAGCUGGCAGAAUGAUGUGUUUGUGGUUGCUGAACCUGCGGGAGAACUUGCAGAUAAGUUUGUACAGAGUGUAAAAGUUAGCUUGCUGUCAAUGAUGAGGGCCAGGCGGAGGAAGUUUACAUCAGCCAUUAACAACAUAUCAACUGUUGCUGAAUUAGUAGCAUGUAGGCCGCACUUCCAGAUUGGAUGCAUUGUCCACCGGUAUAUUGGACGCCAAACACAAGUUAUGGAAGAUGAUCAGGAAAUUGGGGCAUUUAUGUUCCGUAGAACAGUCCCUUCUAUGCACUUUACUCCUGAUGAUGUUCGUUGGAUGGUUGGAGCUUGGAGGGACAGGAUCAUAAUCUGCACUGGUACAUAUGGGCCUACCCCGACUUUAAUUAAGGCCCUUAUAGACUCCGGUGCAAAAGCUUGUUUGUAUGCCCUUCUGCUGAACCCCAAGAAAUGGCAGUUAACAACACUUCGGUAUGGCGACUUUAAUGCUUUGGAGAACGGGAAGUUUGAGAUUGGAGAGGAAGAAAUGGAAGACGAGGAGGCAGAGCCUGCCAGUCCAGGGAGUGACUGGGAAGAUAGCGAACCUGAGAAAAGCGGGGAGCACUCGAUGGGAUUUUGGGACAAUGAUGAAGAGGAAUUGUCUCAGUUUGUCUGUCAAUUGUAUGAUUCAUUGUUUCGGGAAGGUGCAAGAGUAGAUGUCGCCCUCCAACACGCUCUUGCCUCACAUCGGAAGCUGAGGUACUCGUGCCAUCUUCCCAGUAUACCAUAAUUUUAUUGAAUAGCAUUUAUACAAGAAUAUACAAAUUCAAACAAAAGAAAAGGAAAAGACAACAGAAGGAAAUAGAGGAGAUAAUAUAGAUUUAUGAGUGAAAUAAUCUGUGAGAUAAUAAGAGGGAACAUUCAAUUUUGAGGCUUACAAAUUUAUCUGUUGUUUGUCAUCAUAAAUUCAAUCAAGUGUUUUUUUGGGGGGAGUAUAUAUAUGUAUCUGUAAGACCUGCUAUAUUGUAUGGUAAUAUGGAUGUUCGGCAAAUAAGAAAAAAAAUGUCAGAAAAAUGAGAAUAUUGUGAUGA
Messenger RNA from Camellia sinensis, 4258 nucleotides. The record is from RefSeq and is a predicted model, not a curated record. Lineage: Eukaryota; Viridiplantae; Streptophyta; Magnoliopsida; Ericales; Theaceae.